CUGCCCCGUCACGAUGCUCCGAAGAAGCCUGCAGGCACCCAGGCCCGACGAGCCUUAUCUGACUGAAGGCCAUGAUGUGAUCCCUAAGAUCGAAGAAGCUCUUGGGCGAAAUAAGGGCAAGGGCGAUAUGCUGCGUAUAAUGGCCAUGGAUAUCGGAGAGGCCUGGUUUAAUAAGGAUGAUGCCAGCCGCGUCAGGAUGGCGAUCUUUGGUUGCGAGAUCCUCCUGCUUAUAUGGAGGGAGAGGGGGUUCCUCAGGGCCCUUAACCUGGCGGCUUGCAUGACGAGUGGCUCAAGGAUAUCCGGUGGCAGGCCAAGGAGGUACUGGAGAAGACCGAGAACCUGUGACAGACAGACCAGGCUGGUCAUGGUCUUGGACCACGAGAGCGCGACUGCGCGAUGUGGAUGGAAGCGGGGUAAUCGCGGGGUUUGGAGGAAAAAUGUAUUGAGUUUUGUGUGAGUUUAGUU
Messenger RNA from Fusarium redolens, 465 nucleotides. RefSeq lists its product as uncharacterized. The transcript is spliced from 2 exons. Lineage: Eukaryota; Fungi; Ascomycota; Sordariomycetes; Hypocreales; Nectriaceae. Bases 14 to 457 code for a protein of 147 amino acids. The record is from RefSeq and is a predicted model, not a curated record.